AUGGUUAAUGUGUCUUUGUCGUCGUCUUUGUCGUCGACACCGCACAAGAAAAAGAGACCCAUAACAUCAAUGGCCCCGCUGACAACCAACUUUCUCAUUGUUUUUUUGGCAUUGAUGGUUCUGGCUUGCCUGUGGGUGAAUUUGAUGUUUUCGAUUCCCCUGUCGGGCUCGCCUCCGCUCACAGCAGAUUGCAACGGCAGUUCCAAGCGUCGCACUUCGGAAAUUCGUGGCUUGUCUUCACAGCAGCCUCUUCUAGCCUAUAACGGGAGCUCGAUGGCAACGGUCAUGGGCAUGGCUACAGGGUACGACUUGGCUGUUUACAAGCAGUUUAUUGGUUCACUUCGUAGGACUGGAUACAGCGGAAAUAUUAUUUUGGUAAUUUCACCAGAUCCAGCACCUGGUGUAGAGGAUUACCUUUCUAGCAACGGGGUAGUAAUGAAACGGCUUCAGAAAGUGGAAUGCGACACCCAAAUUAUUGCCAACCAAGAGAACGCUGCUUAUGCUAAUUCUCACCAAAAGGAGGUCAUGACGUGUGCGCACCCCUAUCCUAACUUGAAGGUACGAUGGGGUCGCUUUCCAAUUUUGCGGGACCACCUAGAAGCUUGCUCGACAUGCACAGGCCCUGUUUUAGUUACAGAUGUCCGGGAUGCAUUUUUUCAGCAAGAUCCAUUUGGAGAAGGAGCACCUAUGAUCACCGGAUUACAAGUCUUUGAGGAAUUUAAAUUUCAGCGCACCACACAUUGGUUGGUCAAAACACCGGUUUCAAAAUGCAGGGGAAUUGAAAUCGACGAAACUAUGCUGUGUUCGGGAACCACUAUCGGCACGCGCACGGCGAUGCUAGACUAUUUGGAAACAAUGCAUCUUGAGAUGGUAGAUUGGAUGAAAGAUCCCAAAUGCUGUUGUAACCCCAUCAAUGGGGACGACCAAUCUAUACAUAACUAUCUGUUCUAUACAGGACGAUUCUCCGAUGCUCAAGCCAUCAAAAAUCGCAUGGGCAUUGUUCAUACUGUUGGUCACCAGGCUACAUUGAUUUUCCGAGCCCAUGAGGCCUCAUUAGCAAGAGACUUCCCGCAAAAUUACACCAAAGACAUGGCAUACAAGAUUCCACUAUCUGCAACCAGUUCAGACCAGAGCAAAUCCUGGUUGGGAAUCGAGUAUGACUUGGUGGACAAAGACGGUUACUUUUUGAAUUAUGACGGAAGCCGAUCUCGGGUCGUCCAUCAAUAUGACCGCUUCCGAUCGCAAAUUAAGAAGUGGCUCAAAGCAAACAUUGGUGACAAGUGA
Molecule: messenger RNA, 1284 nt
Organism: Cylindrotheca closterium
Lineage: Eukaryota; Bacillariophyta; Bacillariophyceae; Bacillariales; Bacillariaceae
Source: the annotation of a GenBank genome assembly